AUGAUGGAGGUGGAGAGGCCGCCGUUGGAGCUCAAGGAGGAGCAGCAGCCACAGCUCCUCAUGGAGGCCGAGGAGGAAGAAGAGGAAGACACCUCCUCCCUCCUGCACACCAGGGACAGGGAGAGGGACGGCAACAAGAAGAAGAUGACGACGACGAUGGCGGACCAGGACCUGGAGCCCUCCGACUCCGACGCAGCAGCAGCGGAGGCGGCGGCCCAGGCCCCUCACCACCAGAGCAUCUUCUUGGAUCCAACCCAAGGUCUAUGGAAGUGCCGGCACUGCGAUUGGACGCACCGCUUGAGUGGUCCAUGCACAGUUGAUAUCCUCGACCAUCAGGGACACUGCAUAAUUGCCAGCAACCUUGAUUCGUUAGUUCACAACAAACCAUUAUAUUAUUCGCCACACAGAGUCUCUGGUCAUGCUACUGAACUAGGUGCUGAGAACCAAGUUACAGAAGUUGGUGGCCCAAAGGAAAACGCAAACGAAACUUCAGGUGCACAAGGCAAAGAGAUUGAGAAACAGGACAACGUCAGCGCUCAAGAAACUAACCACAGUUCAAACAAUGGCAAAUUGGAAAAUGGUUCACACUCUAAUGGUGUGCAUGAGAUCUCCAGCAGCAAUGAAACCGUGACCAUUGCAGAUGGACUGAAACUGAUUACAACCAUCCGUGAUGCUAGACACAUCUUGCCAAACUGGAGUGGUUCUGUUGACGUUUCCAGUGGCAGCACGACUGCAUCUGAAGUUCAUGAAAUUGAAGUUGAGAAGGAUGAAAUUAUCACUAAGGGUGAAGUGAAAGUUGAAGAGUAUGAUCUUGAGAAGAUUCUGGACGAGCAAGAAACCCAUGACCUCUAUUGCCCCAACUGCAAAUCCUGCAUAACUCGAAGGGUCAUCCUUAAAAAGAGAAAGAGAACAGUAAGACCAGAUGCACGUAAGGCACCACCAAAAAGACCACAGCUUGUAGAGCCUUCUGCCAAUGUUCCAAGACAAACAGUGGAUGAAGACUCGCCCGAAGUAUUUAGAUGCUUGUCAUGCUUCACUUUCUUCAUCCCAACAGGUUGCAAUUUUAAUAUAUUCCGUAUAUUUGAAAGGAGGGAUAUAAACCAACAAGUUCAAAUUCAUCAUUCUUCUGCUUCACAACAGACGUCUGAAAACUGUGGAAGUUGGUUUCUUUCUUGUUUCCAGACAGCAGAUAGUCCAAAGCCAUCAAAUAAUGCAGGUAUUGUAAUGUAUAAUUAUGUUACAGAUUCAUUGGAGGAGCCAUUAUUAAGUGAUUCACAGAGGACCGAUCCUCUAACUUCAGUUCAAGACAACACACCAGCAGAACAAUCGAAGAAACCAUCACCAGCUGGAUCCCAAACUACAACUGCUACGAAUGAAGUAAAACAGUCGUUCAGUCAAUUCCAUGCAUCAUCUACAGUUGUGACAGGAUCCACGAAGAUAGAGUCAGUACAUGUAAAUGUGCAGCAAUACGGAGCGCACCAAGAACAAAUUCCUCUCUCACAGCCUGCUGGUGAUACUAAAACUGAUACCAGUCAUCUAGGUCACAAAAAAGAAUUCACGCAAAUAGAGGCAGGGAAUGUGGUAACUGUGCAGCGUAAUGGAGAAAGCCAAGAGCAAAUUCCUCUCUCGCAGCCCUCUGGUGAUACUGCGACUGAUUCGAUGCACCUAGGUCAAAAACAAGAUAUUCUGGAAGGUGUAACGGCACCCUCUGAUAACAGCCCAUUUUUCAGCCAACCAUUUUUUGAGCCAGUACUCCCAAUAAAAGUUUUGCCGGGAGAGGACCAACUUCAGACGGUUGAGAAACCAACUUCAGUUAUUCGUCAACCAGCUGAGCCAGAAGCUCCACCUCAUACAGUAUUGGCAGUCCCUGAGGCUGAGACACCAGUUCCUGCAUCAUCAGCUCCAAGGGAUGAAUGGGAUAUACUGAAAGCAAUAGUGUAUGGUGGCCUUGUUGAAUCAAUCACAAGCCUCUCAGUUGUAUCAGCAGCAGCAGCAAGUGGUGCCAAGACUUUGGAUAUAUUCAUCUUGGGCAUAGCAAACCUUAUUGGUGGACUUCCUGUAAUUUACCACAAUAUUGCUGAUCUGCGAAACACAGGAGAUGUAGCCGAAAGCAGUGAGCAAGUGGGGCACUAUUGGCUAGAGCUGGGAAGGCGAUCAAAGUACCAGUUGCACAUGGUGAUAGCCAUACUGUCAUACAUCCUCUUCGGGCUGCUGCCACCAGUCAUCUACGGACUGUCAUUCAGGACAAGCGACAACAGGGAGAACAAAAUGUUGGUGGUCGCUGCUGUAUCUCUCCUGUGCAUUGCGCUGCUCGCAAUUGGAAAGGCACAUGUUAAGAGGCCCAGGACUUACUUCACAACCCUCCUCUACUACCUGUCCAUUGGAUUCAGCGGUUCCGGGUUGUCGUACGUCGCAGGCGUCCUCAUCGCGAAGCUCCUGGCACACUUUGGUAUCAUUGAUCAGGGUGGUGCAUCAGCUCCUGCUCCUCCAGGUCUCUCAUUCCCUGAAGCAGCCGCCUGGGCUUCCUACUGA
Molecule: messenger RNA, 2532 nt
Organism: Miscanthus lutarioriparius
Lineage: Eukaryota; Viridiplantae; Streptophyta; Magnoliopsida; Poales; Poaceae
Source: the annotation of a GenBank genome assembly